Messenger RNA from Diorhabda sublineata, 1203 nucleotides. RefSeq lists its product as uncharacterized. The coding region runs from base 105 to 536 and encodes 143 amino acids. Lineage: Eukaryota; Metazoa; Arthropoda; Insecta; Coleoptera; Chrysomelidae. The transcript is spliced from 2 exons. The record is from RefSeq and is a predicted model, not a curated record.
UUCGAAACUUAUCUUUCCAAUAAACCACUUGACGGAAAUUCAACAUCCUUUAAGUCGUACUUAUCAACAUUAUAUAGAAGAUAUUUCGAUGUCGUACAAUAAAGAUGUGUUCCAAAAUAAUUUUCUUUCUACCUCUUGUAUUGUUAUUAACUUUUAUUAGUAAUGAUUCAACACAAGCGCUUUCAAUUAAUAAACCUCACGAAUUCAGAAGUGACGUCGUCCAAACGCAUUGGCCUACCGACAAAAAGCUUCCAGCUGCUGAUGUCAACGAAGAAGAUCAGCCUGGAUUUUGGAGAAAACAAUUGGUAAGAUUUGGGGAAGUAGCUAGUAAAGUGGGUAAUUCCGUUGGAUCUUCGGCAUCAAGUAUAACAAGAGCGAUUGAUAAAGUAUGUGAAGUUGUCAAAACUGUCAUUCCUUUAUUAGCUGCAGUAUGCCACGUUGGACAGUUUAAAUUCUGUGCUGCCACCACUGGAGCUCCCGACGAACUAAAUACUGCUAUCAAUAAUGGUUACGCAGAUUUAAAUUUACCAGAUUAAUUAAAAAUGUUUAUUUUUUAAAUAUAAUUUGUGGCAUUCCAAAAUAUAUAGAAUAACCCUCGUAUAUGUAAUACAUAAUUGACAUUUAUAGUCCACCAUGUAUAAGAUAUGAAAUUAAUUAUAAAAAAACGAAAAAUUUAGUUUUUUUCAAUAUUUAAAUUAUUAAAAAUUGAUUUUUUUCGAUUUUGAAUUCAUAAUUAGGAAAAUAUAGACAAAACUAGUUAAAAUAAUUACAGGUUUCAUAUUUUUUAAAACAUAUCGUUUGAAUUUAUACUAAAAAGAAUUUACGUUAAAAAAUUUUCGUUUAUAUUUCGAAUGGUACUCGUAUAAAUAGAUGUCUUAUGGUGAAUCGACCUAAAGAGAAUUUACUAAUGUGUUUACAAACUUAGUAACAGAUUACGAUAGACUGAAUCACUAUUUGUAAGCAGUAUAAACAAGAGGUUUUGGGGUAUUCCAGUCAGCAGAAACUAUUCAUGGAAAUUUGGAUAAUAUUCAGUCUGUAAAUUCCUAAUAGUUAUGCAAAUUAUUAACAUUGAAAAGUCGCGAAAUUUGCCUAUGCAAGAUAUUAAACUUCGCAUUCACUAUAUCUUCAAAAAUCAAUUUCAUUUAUUUUCAUUGUCAAUCUAAUUAUGUAAUACGACUUAUAAAUAAAAUGAAAUGAUGUUUA